UUGAGUUUCAACACAGUGUGGGUCGGUUAGUGCAAUUCGACAAUGACGCAGGUGAUCCGGCUGACGAUGGUGCCGUCCCCGGUGGCGGUUGCUCUGCUCGUGAUGCUGUGCGGGUGCGUUUCGCAGGCGGCUGGUUACGGCCCUGGUGGAUGGGACAAAGGUCACGCAACGUACUAUGGGGAAGGGGAUGCACGCGGCACCAUGGGAGGUGCUUGCGGGUAUAGUAAUUUAUACAGUACCGGUUACGGUGUCAACACUGCUGCUCUGAGUGGGCCGCUAUUCAACGGUGGAGCCACUUGCGGAGCAUGCUACGAGCUGACCUGCAUUCUCAACGAAUCCAAAUGGUGCUACAGAGGCAAGAAUAUUAUAGUCACGGCCACCAACUUCUGUCCCUCGGGAUCCACGGGAGGGUGGUGCAACCCACCCCAGAAGCACUUUGACCUAUCCGAGCCCAUGUUCACCACACUUGCUAACAGAGUCGGAGGCGUCAUUCCUGUCAACUUUCGAAGGGUGGCGUGUUACAAGCAAGGAGGGAUGCGCUUCACCAUCAACGGAAACCCCUACUUUUUUAUCGUGCUCGUUUACAACGUAGCGGGCGCUGGCGACGUGCAACAGGUGUAUAUCAAGGGCCCCAAGACGCAAUGGUUGCAAAUGUACCGCAACUGGGGGUCUCAGUGGACAUUCAAUGGGGGGCCCAAUAACAUAGUCGGGAGUGCGCUCUCCUUCCGAGUUCAUACCAGCGACGGCCGCCAAGUGAUCUCCUACAACGCGGCCCCAGCGAACUGGUGGUUCGGCCAAACUUUCAGCAGUGGCGCUAAUUAGAUGCGGUUCGGCCAAGCUUUUCAUCGAUGCAGCUGCAGAGAUAUCGUAGAUUUGGCCUCCGUCAAUCACUCAUCUCUGUUGUGUAGACUAAGCAGUGGCGUGGUUUUUUCGCAUCCGCCCGCUCCAGCUCCAAGCCAUCCCUAUCCUACUUGUUGUGAUAUCAGCGUCCUGAAUAACAUUGCAAUGUCGUCGCCAGCCAUGACGAACUGAUUGCAAGCAUAGGAAACCUCUUAGACAGACAGAGAUAUAUCUAUAUAUAUAUAUAUAUAUAUAUAUAUAAUGACGUCUUACUAGUGCUCACUCCACCUCUUAAGGUUGCAGAGGUGUCGUGCACCAGUUGCACCACCCGCUCCUCUCUUCUGUACCAUCUCCGACGGAGAAAAAACGAAACAAAGGAAAACAACGGGAAAAAUAUUUUAAAAAAAAACAUUAAAAUAAAUA
Messenger RNA from Physcomitrium patens, 1263 nucleotides. RefSeq names its product expansin-A10. Gene Ontology annotation, biological process: plant-type cell wall organization. Lineage: Eukaryota; Viridiplantae; Streptophyta; Bryopsida; Funariales; Funariaceae. Gene Ontology annotation, cellular component: extracellular region. The record is from RefSeq and is a predicted model, not a curated record.